Panicum hallii is the source of this 978-nucleotide messenger RNA. RefSeq lists its product as uncharacterized. Bases 1 to 978 code for a protein of 325 amino acids. The transcript has 5 exons. The record is from RefSeq and is a predicted model, not a curated record. NCBI's taxonomy places the organism in Eukaryota, Viridiplantae, Streptophyta, Magnoliopsida, Poales, Poaceae.
AUGGGCAUUUCACGGUCCAAGCUCUGCACCUCUGUUUUCCCCUUCCUCGGUAUCAUCUUGGGCAUGAGGGUGUACCCCUUGGGGAACAUAGACUUGCCGGUCAUGUUCGGUAACUGCGGCAACUUCCGCACCGAGACCCUGAUCUUAGAGGUGGUGGACUUUAAGGGAUCCUCAGUGAUCUUUGUCUCUAAUUUUGGCAGCUCGCAGGAGAAAUUUGGCUGGAGGAACGAAGGCAGCGUGCACGCCUCAGAAGCAUCAACUCCAGCUAAAAUUGCAGGAAACCCAAGAUGGGAUUCUUACUUUAAGGAUUGUAUUGGAGCAAUAGAUGGCACACACGUGCGGGCCUCUGUUCCUAAACACAAGGAGGCUUCCUUUCGUGGUAGAAAGAGUUAUCCUACUCAAAAUGUCAUGGCAGCUGUAGAUUUUAAUCUUCGAUUCACAUUUGUGUUGGCCGGUUGGGAGGGGACAGCCUAUGAUGCUCUAGUCUUACGGGAUGCUUUAGAGAGGGAAAAUGGUCUUCGUGUUCCACAAGGCAAGUUCUACCUAGUUGAUGCCGGAUAUGGAGCCAAACCUGGAUUUCUGCCCCCUUUUCAUGGUGUUCGGUACCACUUGAACGAGUGGGGCAACAAUCCUGUGCAAAAUGAGAAGGAAUUAUUCAAUCAUAGGCACUCAUCGUUGAGAGUCACUGUUGAGCGGGCAUUUGGUUCGUUGAAGAGGAGAUUUAAAAUUCUUGAUGAUGCUACACCAUUCUUUCCCUUCUCUACACAAGUAGAAAUUGUGGUUGCUUGUUGUAUUAUUCACAACUGGGUUAUACAAGAUGGAGGUGAUGACUUUAUCAUUGAUGCGAGUGAGGAAUUGGCUACCAUUAAUCAUCAUACAUCUUCUCAUGGACAAGCAGCAGAGCAUGCCUUUAUGGUUAACUUCAAGCAGGAACUUGCAAAUGCCAUGUGGGAAGACUAUCAUGCAAACAAUAUAUGA